CACGCGCACCUGGCCUACCACGAUCCGACGGAAGCGCAACAAGUGCCUGUUGCACAUCUUGGUGGUGAUCUCCCGUGGAAAGUGUCGUUGGAGCUUGUCGGGGUGCACUUCAUCAAGACGAAUUGGUCCAUUGGUUCGGUUGCGGGCGAUACUGUGCGCUAGAGGCUUUGAAUCGACUUAAACUUGUGCGAAUGACAUCGGUGCUAGUUGAAAGUUUGAAUAUACGGCACGUUUCAGUUCGUUCCUCAAACGGAGAAUCCCCGAGAGACUUGCAUGUGUGACGAUCGAGCUGAUGAGUCGAUGAUGAAGUGAUAACAUUAAAGACAAGUGGUGUAUGUAAGAGGGAUUAUUUGUAAGAUGGCUUCUGACGAUGAUUGUAACAGCACGUAUCCAUUUCAGAUCAUGGAAGACACGACGCCCUCACCGACGACGAACAACCACUACUCAACCUGCCUGUCCCCCUCCAACACUCCCUCCCCCCUGCUCCCGCCCCACUACCGCUACGAGUACCAGGAGGAGAUGAUCCCCGCUUCCCAGGUGCUCCCCCAGGUCCUGCCGAAGUCCCAGGACAUCUGGGGCGGCAUGCCUGAGGCGGUGUACGAUUACAGACAGUUCGACGGUAGCAGAUACGGUGGUAACGAGUACAUCAGGCCCAGCUACUCGGAGACGAUGCCGGUGUACACGCAAAGGACUAAUUUCGUGCCUAAGAUAGGGGGACAGGGACAGAAGGUGACCAAGGAGGCGAGGAUAAGGAGGCCCAUGAACGCGUUCAUGGUGUGGGCCAAGGUGGAGAGGAAGAAGCUGGCGGACGAGAAUCCCGAUCUUCACAACGCUGAUCUUAGUAAAAUGUUGGGCAAGAAGUGGCGCUCCCUCACACCCCAAGACAGACGUCCCUUCGUGGAGGAAGCCGAACGCCUUCGAGUUAUCCACAUGACUGAACACCCCAACUACAAGUACCGACCACGACGACGGAAACACAACAAGCAACGCGCCACUUCCGGCCCCGGCCCCCGUGUCGGCACAUCACUACCCAGCCCUAGCCUGCCCAACAUGUCCCCCAGGUACUCCGGCUACAUCCCCAACGCCAGCGUGUCGCCCAACAUCCAACAACAAGCCAGUUUUAGUUCGAUGGAAUUCCCCAGUCCUGGAGGCAGCGUGGACUUUACAGAUAAAAGAUACAGUCCCGACAAUUUCAAGUUCAACAGUCAGUUUGGGUACGUGGGGUACCAGAACUUCCCCCAGAAGAGCCCGUAUUCCAUACACACCCCUGAAACAUCCCCAACGCAAAGUCCCGAACCCAAAAACGGCAGCAAACCUCCUAGGAGCCCGUCAGAUAACAAGGAUGGCACUAGGGAGAAAAACUCAGCCUUGCCCACACCAGAACUGUCACCUCUGGGUCACGACAAGGACCAGUACCAGCACUACGAAGACAAGCAGAGAGUAUCGAAUAUACAACACACGGGGAACGUAUCGGGAACUAUGACAAGCACCAAUAUGAGCCCGGCUCAGCAGAGCUACAACACGAGGGUGCAAAACUACAGACAACCCAACACCAAUUACACCAAUACUCAACCCAUAACCUCCGUACCCAUGGCUAACGGAAUGUACGUGAUGUGCGCGAACAAGAGCAGCGUGGAACAAGGCCACCUGGUCACCGGAACGUUCUACCCACCCGUAGCCACGUCCCAGGACCAACAACUCCUGGGUAGCACCCACAACAAUCUCAGCACCGUCGCGUCCAACUCGGCUGGCGGUUUGCACUACUACAGUACAAACAUGCAACCGUACUACAGCAAAGACUACUCCCCCUACGAACAACACCAAGACCCAAACAAAGACACCUUCCUGGGGUACCAACCCAUGAAAGCGAUGGAGAAGACGGAAUACAUCCACGCGUACAAAUCUAGCCCGAUGGAAGAGGCCUACCAAGACUACGCCACGCAGGACAACAGCCAGCUGGUCCAGACCUACAUCCCUACAAACGACGAACGGAGCGACGUAGACAGCGACGUCGACACCAGAGAGUUUGACAAAUACCUGAAGUUCAGCAACACAGAGUCCAAUGUCAUCGACUCGAAUCACAACUAUCACAGGAACGACGGGGUGAACUCCAAUCUGACGUACAACUUCCAAGCUCAGCAAGCGUCUGUGAUCCUGCCCAACACCAAUGUGAAACCGGAACCGUACAUAGGACACUGCCCGGAAGUGUACGACCUGGCGACGAACGGGGUGCAAAAGAACGAGGACGAUUUUAGUGAAAUAUUGGCGGGCGUGAGGAAGACCUGCUUCAGCACGUGAUUGUUGGUAGUUGAGUUUCCCAGUGCAAUAAAGGCGUUGUCGGUGCGAUACACUGAAGUAAACUAGUAACUCUAGUAUUUAUCAUAAACGUUAAAAUAAACCAAAUAUAGUGGAAGUUUAUAGCGUUUUAUUUUGACAAAGUGUCUCCAAUGACGAACAUAUCUACUAUGCUAUUAGAAAAAUGAGAAAAUUACUGAACUGACAUGGAAAUACAGGGUAAUUACUAAAUCGAGGCGCUUGGUGAUUUGACUUUGGCUUUGGAAAAUCAAGAAGGGCUUAAUUUAAAAUCAAUGUGCGAAAAGCCAUACAAAAUUAAUUCGUUUCAUCAUUUGAUUGGAUACAAAAUCAUAUACAUAUCGACGCUUUAGUACGAAAACAUGCUGUCUCAGAUUUCGGUUGGAAAAC
Messenger RNA from Anoplophora glabripennis (Asian longhorned beetle), 2703 nucleotides. RefSeq names its product putative transcription factor SOX-15 (gene Sox15). The coding region runs from base 358 to 2298 and encodes 646 amino acids. The record is from RefSeq and is a predicted model, not a curated record. Gene Ontology annotation, biological process: anatomical structure morphogenesis; cell differentiation; regulation of DNA-templated transcription. Gene Ontology annotation, molecular function: RNA polymerase II cis-regulatory region sequence-specific DNA binding; DNA-binding transcription factor activity, RNA polymerase II-specific. The transcript is spliced from 3 exons. NCBI's taxonomy places the organism in Eukaryota, Metazoa, Arthropoda, Insecta, Coleoptera, Cerambycidae.